AUGAGUGAGAAUCUCAUUAUUUAUUAUAAUGACUCCAUCGACUCGGACAACUUGGCCGCUGCCAUGGCCUUGUUCAGAGCAACAUUCCAAAGACCAAACACCCGCGUGCUAUGGAUCUUGGAGCCUCGUCAGGUGUGCUUUGGGCUAUCUAUGACGGCAGAGCAAGUAUCUAAAUGCAAGGAUUUGAUACAACAACACUUUGCCUCCCUUGGGAAUCCUUUCAGGGUUCUCUUGGGUGGGCUUAUCAAUCAGAACCAUCUUGAUAGCAUCAGCGGCCUAACAGAAUCUGACCGGGAACUGCUAGAAAUGGCUGUCAGGCAUGAAUUCGGCUCAAGGAAGGAUGCUAUGCUUCACGGCCGGCUUACUGCUUGGGACUUCGCAUCGUGUCUUGCUCAGUGGUCAAAUAACGCUUCUAACGAAGUUUUCGUGGACUUCGAUAGUCUAGAAGAGAUCGAUAAUCCUGUCAAUCUUAACUUUCACCAUCAUGAAGAACUCGUUAAUCGCAGCGAAGAUGAGCUCAAGUCAUACAACGAUAUUCUCACGGAACCUUUCCUCAAAAGGACUCAGAGCCUACACUAUUGGUACGAGAAAUGUGUAAGGAGAAUUCAACACGAAGAAAUCAGUUCAAAUACAUCUGUUCAACCCCUUGAUUUAGAUUUCGUGUGCGAGGAAAUCAAAACCGCGGCAACCGUUCGUUUCUUUGGAGGGUCAUCAUUGAGAAUUCUCCGGCAAUUCCUUGAGAGAGGUGUAGCCGAUAAGAUGAAAUGUCAUCUGCAAGUGGGUUCCUGCGAUAUGUCUGCGAAUCUAUUCGCUAAUCAGUUCAAUAUCGCCCUCAACCGAGAAGCUGCCAAGACUGUCCUGGAACGAUCCACAGAGUUUUCACAGUUCACGGUCGUACCUUCACACACAGCGCAAAGUAUAAAGUACUCGGCACUAGGCUUGAAACAUAUUGGAGGACACUGCUUAGAGAAGCGAAUUCUGGGCUUCAAUUGCCGUGAAGACCCCAUCGACAUCGUCACAAACAAAGUUUGCCUGGAAGAUAAAUACCCCGACCAACAAUACUCCAUGCCAGACUUGACCGCAUUUCUGUGUGCUCUCGUUCCUAAAUCCUUGGGCUCAAAACUAGGGUUUAUACAAGUUGAUGAGAAGGAUUCAAACGGUGCGCUUAUCUUCAAGCCGUCUGGUGAGGGGAUUCAAAUGUUUGAUAAGAGUGAUAGUCAGGUGUUGGAGGAGUCCGACGUUAUCGAUGUUUUUGAAAGAAUAGCACGGGGUGAAGUGUUACUAGACUAG
This is a messenger RNA of Fusarium sp. VM40, 1290 nucleotides long. Lineage: Eukaryota; Fungi; Ascomycota; Sordariomycetes; Hypocreales; Nectriaceae. The record is from the annotation of a GenBank genome assembly.